CCUCGCCAACCGCGGCUGGCCCAGUUGCGCAGACGCGGCCGCCGAGCUAUCCCGCCGUGCACCGCGCUCCUUCCCUCGUCCGGCGGGCCGCGAGUUUCACUCAGCCGAGCGCGGAAAUCGUUUGGACGGGCCACGAUGGCGGACGUGCUGGACCUCCAUGAGGCGGGCGGCGAGGACUUCGCCAUGGACGAGGACGGGGACGAAAGCAUCCACAAGCUGAAGGAGAAAGCGAAGAAGAGAAAAGGCAGAGGGUUUGGAUCAGAGGAGGGUUCCAGAGCCCGAGUUCGUGAGGACUAUGACAGUGUGGAGCAAGAUGGAGAUGAGCCAGGUCCCCAGAGGUCGGUGGAAGGCUGGAUUCUCUUUGUCACGGGUGUUCACGAGGAGGCCACAGAAGAGGACAUUCAUGACAAGUUUGCAGAGUUCGGGGAAAUCAAGAACCUCCACUUGAAUCUUGAUCGGCGGACGGGCUACCUGAAGGGUUACACGCUGGUGGAAUAUGAAACGUACAAAGAAGCCCAGGCAGCAAUGGAGGGCCUGAACGGGCAAGAUCUCAUGGGGCAGCCGAUCAGUGUGGAUUGGUGUUUUGUUAGGGGACCUCCGAAAGGAAAGCGAAGGGGCGGCCGCAGAAGGAGCCGGAGUCCUGACAGGAGGAGGCGUUGAAGGGGGUCCCCUUUUUACCAUUCUCAUAAUGUAAAUCCUGGUGUGCUCAGAUGGCGAUACCCUUUGUACCAGCAGACCAGUGAAACUCUCCCUCCCCCUCCUUUUCCUGGUUAAUUUUGUAUUUGCCCAAUUGGGUUGACAGGUUUAAUUUUAGCAAUCUCUGUACAAAUGUCUCGAAUUUCUUUAGGUUUUCUGUUAUUGGCGUCCUUUGACACACCCUCCUCUGUCUCAGUAGAAGUCAUUCUGCUGUUUAGUCUGACUGAAAGAAUGUUCAGAAUAAAGACUAUGGACUUUUUAAAACAACAAACAA
This is a messenger RNA of Rhineura floridana, 970 nucleotides long. RefSeq names its product RNA binding motif protein 8A (gene RBM8A). NCBI's taxonomy places the organism in Eukaryota, Metazoa, Chordata, Lepidosauria, Squamata, Rhineuridae. Bases 136 to 660 code for a protein of 174 amino acids. Gene Ontology annotation, molecular function: mRNA binding. Gene Ontology annotation, cellular component: nucleus; cytoplasm; exon-exon junction complex. The record is from RefSeq and is a predicted model, not a curated record. The transcript is spliced from 6 exons. Gene Ontology annotation, biological process: RNA splicing.